This is a messenger RNA of Salvia miltiorrhiza (redroot sage), 4410 nucleotides long. RefSeq lists its product as uncharacterized. The record is from RefSeq and is a predicted model, not a curated record. Bases 509 to 2095 code for a protein of 528 amino acids. The transcript has 3 exons. Lineage: Eukaryota; Viridiplantae; Streptophyta; Magnoliopsida; Lamiales; Lamiaceae.
GACCAAGUUUAGCAUUAAACAAAAUCAUUUUCUCUCUCUUCCUCCCCUCUCAUUUUCGUCCAUUUCUCUCUCCCUCUCUACUCUCACUAUUUUCUUUUCAAUCCAUCAUGGAAGAACACUCCAAAGCUUCUAAACACAUAGAUCCACCAUCACCAUUCCUAGAGCUAGCCUUCAAUCACCAAGAAUCAAGAGAAUGAUCAAGCUAGAGUUUCCAAACCAAAGUGGAUCAAAGAGUUCGCCAUUUUCUUAAAUAUUGAGGGUCCGGGCGACAGGAAGUGAAGCCGAAGAAGAAGCGACUCCACGCUAGCUUAAGAACGUUUGUGGUUGCGUAUGAACACACGAUCUCACGGAAAUCGUCUUUUUGAGUUGGACCCUGAAAUCAACGCUACGUUGCGCACUCUCAAGAAACAGAAGAACCAAGUUGAGACAGAUACGAUGGCUACUCCUGAGCAAAUCCAAAUUCGAGCUCUGCAAGAGCAGUUCUGAAGCAUGGAGCAUUAUUGAUAGUAUGGCUUCUACGAGCUACCAAUGGCCAUCUAAGCGAAUACAAUUGAAGAAGCUUGCAGCUGCGUCCAAUUCUGAUCCUAUUGCAGCAAUGGUUACUCAACAAGCAGCGAUGGCUACACAGCAGACAGCGAUGGCUACACAGCUGGCAGAGUUGACUACGAAACUUGGUGAGUUGAAUGUUGGACGUCUUGAGCAAGCUGUGAUAGACCCGUCAGGCAUGGUAGAUGUCAAUUAUGUUAAUGACAGAAACUAUGAGAAUUUCCAGCGAGGACAGCCAGGAAUGUAUAGCAGAGGUCAGCAAUAUCAACAGGGUCAGCAGCAGUUCCAGCCAGGAGCACGCCCGCAUCCUAAUCUUUCUUACGGCAAUCCGAACAAUGCUUUGCAGCCUCCACCUGGGUUUUCUGUGUCUAGUGGAGGAGUUAUCAAUGAGCCGAAGAAGGGAUUGCUUGAGGAUAUGAUGCAGCAGGUUUUAACAGAGGUGUCUAGUAUGAAGACAACUGUUAAUACAAGGAUGACCAAUUUGGAGUCUCAAGUGGGUCAUAUUGGAAAUAAUUUUUCAGCACUGUCCAAGCAAGUGCACAUAUUGGAGACUCAAGUUGGUCAGAUGGCCAACCAAGCAGCUGCGCAGCACAAGUCGGGCCAAUUCCCGAGCAACACUACUGUCAAUUCAAAGGGCCAAUGCAAUUCUAUUUUCGAUGGCACUCUGUCUCCAAAAGAUAGGAGAAUGAGCAAGGAGAACGAUCAACCAAGUGAGGAACCAUACAAGGCUCCUAUUCCACUUAGGGAAUACAUCCCAAAGGUUCCAUUCCCCCGUAGGCUGAUGAAGAGGGAGGUGCUUGAAGAGCAAUGUGCUGUGCAGCCGAGCAAAAAGGUGGAUGUCAAGGAAAUCAAGCUGGAGGUCUCCCAUUGUAAGAAUGAGAAAAAAAUUGCUAAUCCCGAGGAGACAGAGCAUAGACGUAUAGUGGAUGAGCUAGAGAGACUACUUGAAGAAUCAGACCGACGUGCACAGCCUCAAACUCUCUCACAAUUGCAGGAUCCCAAGGAGAAAGAAGAAAAGGUAGUUGUUCACACCAAGAAGAUGGGUGAUGAGGAUGAGAAAAUCCCGCAGGCGAAAGCUGUGUGCACUGAGCUGCCAAUGAAGCUACUUUCGAAGAAGAAAGAUCCGGGUAGCUUCACCAUUGAGUGCGAGAUUGGAGGAGAGCUAUUUCCCGAGGCUCUUUGCGAUUUAGGGGCUAGUGUCAAUGUGAUGCCCAUCUCUGUUUUCAAGCGGUUGGGAAUUGGAGAUCUCAAGCCGACCUCGAUGGAGAUUCAAAUGGCGGAUAGAUCAAGAGUGAAGCCGAGAGGAAAGCUUGAAGACAUCUUUGUGAAGGUUGACAAGCUGGUAUUCCCUACGGAUUUCUUGGUCCUCGAUAUUCCUGAAGAUGCAAAUCCGCUGUUGAUUCUUGGUCGAUCAUUCUUAGCUACGGGGAGGGCUAUGAUAGAUGUGCCCAAUGGAAGCGUCGUCUUUCACGCAGCUGAUGCGCAUGAGUCCUCUGUCUCUGUUCGUGUUAGGCAGUCUGUCACGCCCUCUGCGUUUGAUGUUCAUUGAGACCAUGAGGUAUCGUCGAGCUCUAGACGUUAAAUUAAGCACUUGUUGGGAGGUAACCCAACUAUUUUUCUUUGUUUUAUUUUUUUCAUUCUUUUAGUUUCGUUUUGUUUCUUUUUGUUUCGUUGUUUUGUUUGGGGUUUUUAGUGCAGUGUUGAGCUUGGAAGAUGCGGGAACUCGCGCCUUGUUCAUAUCACCACCGUGGAGCAUGUGUUUCUGUGAGUAGUGACACACAUAUCAUCAUCCCUCCAAACUUAUUUUCGAACUUAUGUUCUGUAAUAAGUUUGGGGGAGGGGGGUGAGAGUAGAUAUGUGUAUCACUUUUAUCUUAUUGUUGGCUUUAUUGUUUUAUCCUGCUUGGUUGGUGAUGUGUGUUUGUUUUGUUUUUGAGAUGAUUAUUGCUCUAUUAGUUUCUGGUGAGAUGCCAAUGAUGAUUUCUGUGAAAAAAAAAAAAUUGGAAUUUGAUUUUUCUUUGAUGAUUUAAGCAUAAUUGGAACUAAUUUGCAUAAUUCUAGAGUGAUUUUGACCUUGAAUUUUAGACGUUGAAUAAACCUGUGAGGAUUUGAGCCAUAACUGUUUAUCAUACACAGUUUAUUCUUUAUUGUGAGUUUUGUCAUGCAUGUGGUGAUCUUCUAGAACUUGCCAUAGUUUCUGUGUCGAGGUUGCUGCUGUGCCCGGGAUUAGGAGAUGAUUUUAGGCCAUCUUUUGUUAGCCACAUUUUUUUCCCAAACACUGUCCUUAACGAAAAAUUAUCCUUUGUUAUCUACUUUGAGCCUAUUUAGCUUUUAUUCUUUAGCUGGAUGAUAGGGGGUGAUGUAGUAUAUGGGGAUCUUUAUGUGGUGAUUGUUCAAAGUGGGUUGUGAAAAAGAAUGGGAUGAUAUUGUGCUACUAUUUACUCUUAUAAGCUCUAAAAAAGUUGUGGAAAGAAAAAAAAAUUGUUGAUAAAAAAAGAAAAAAAAAAGGAAAAAAAAAAGUGAAGUCGAGUGUACAUUGAGAAAUUUGUUAGAAAAUCGACUUUGUUUGUUGGAAAUAAAUAGAGAGCAUAAAAGAGUGUUUAGUUUUGUAUGGUGAUGAUUAAAUCCCUUGAGUUGUGUUGUUUAUGGUGACAUAGUUGGGUGGAAGAUGGAAUUUAUUCCAUAUUUGAUUAGUGAAGUCAUAAGGUUGGUGUUCUUGAUCUAUUUGAGUCACUUAGCCUAUAUUUCCCUACCUUAACCAAUGUCCCUACAUUAUAACCCGAAGAAAAAGACCUUUUUGAUCUUAGUCCUGACACACUUUUAGCGAUGGAGAUUGUAGACGAUUGGCAAGCUUAUGGUAAGUGAUCUACAUUGUAUUGAAUUCGAUGAGAGCAUACACGUCCUAUCUAUUUCAUCAAAUUGAGAGUUGAGUGAUACACAUACCUUGUGAGAUUCAAUUGUUUGGAAUGUCAAGGUUGAUUUUGCUAUAGGUUGUGUUUAUUGGAGAAUUUUGUGCUUAAUUAUUGAGGAUUUGAGAAUUCUAUCAUGCUUUAUUUUUCGGAGGCAUCGAUGAGCUAGAUUUCUUACCCAUUCGUGUUAUUGAUUGUGUUCUUCUCAUUAUUCGAGGACGAACAAUGGCUUAAGUUUGGGGGAGUUGAUAACACUCAUGUUUCAAUGGUUUUAGUGUUCAUAUGAUGUCAUUUUUAUAGGAAAUUGAGUGUUGGAUGGUUGUUUUGUGCUUAAUUUGCUUUAUCUUGUGAAACACGAUUCUUACUCGAACUUUGAAGGACAUUUCAGGUUUAUUGAGUUUGAAUUUGGAAAACUCUGCUGACAUACAAGUUGUAGAUCGUCUCUAUAGGAGUUUGUGAGCGUAAACGGAUCGUAAAUCCAAGUUCGGACAAGAAAGUUAUGGCCGAAACAAACAUAUCGCGCGCAGCAGUCAGAACUCGGCGGUCAAACACCGUUGACCACCGCCCGAAGAAGGAUUUCCGGCGACCUGAACGGCGACCGCCGCCUAGGUCGCCGGGACUUCUGGAACAUUGGAAGAGACGCGGCGAUCGCCGUGUUAUGAAGGAUUUUUGUGCUUGGGCCGGCGACCGCCGGAUGGGUCGUCGGCUACCCCGAUUUUUCAACUUUUGCGCGUUUUUGGAGUUCUUCUGGGUUUCAAACACUGUAUUUUACCCUGACACUAUAAAUAGGUCUUCUUUUGACCUAUUUACGGUUCCCAACUUUUAUUUUUCAGUUUUAUAGCUUUAGAAUUUAUUUCUUUCCAGUAUUUACUGCUUGGAUUGGAUUUCCUCAAGAUUGAAGAUUCAAGCUGCUACAAUUGUUCUACUUUCGGUUUUAUAUAAUUCAGUUUUUACAA